ACAUUGUGGGCUACAGAGAAAAAAAAAUUAGAAUCCUAUAUAUAUAUUUUUGCUUUGAAGUGAGGUCUUAAAAAUUGGAAGAAAAUGAAGCUUCACAUUCUCUUAUCGAUAUGCACAGUUCUUGGCAUUCUAGGUUUUUGUCAAGGAGGAAACCUUAGAAAAAAUUUCUACAGAGAAAAAUGUCCCAAUGCGGAGCAGAUUAUUCAGCAAGCCACUUGGAACCAUGUCAAAACCAAUCCCACCUUGCCAGCAAAAUUUUUGAGGAUGCAUUUCCAUGACUGUUUUGUUAGGGGUUGCGAUGCAUCGGUUUUAUUGAACUCAACAGCAAAUAGUACUGCAGAAAAGGCAGCAACUCCAAACCUAACUCUGACAGGUUUCGACGUCAUUGAUGACAUCAAAGAAAAAGUUGAGGAUGCUUGUCCGGGAGUUGUAUCAUGUGCUGACGUUCUGGCUCUCGCCGCUAGAGAUUCUGUCUCUUUCCAAUUUAAGAAAUCCAUGUGGGAAGUGCUAACUGGUAGAAGAGAUGGCAAAGUGUCUUCAAUGACAGAGGCCUUGCGCAACAUUCCUUCACCCUUCAUGAACUUCACUCAACUCAAACAAAAUUUCGCCGCUAAAAAUCUCACCCUCCACGACCUUGUGGUGUUAUCAGGUGGACAUACAAUUGGAAUAAGCCACUGCAAUGGCUUCGGCCCCAGGGUGUUCAACUUCACUGGAAAAGGAGAUCAAGACCCUUCUUUGGACCCAAAUUAUGCUAAAUUCUUGAAAACCAAAUGCAAUGGCCCAACUGACACAAAAUCAUUUGUCGAAUUGGAUCCCAAUAGCUCCCUAAAUUUCGACACCAAUUACUAUUCGAUCCUUCUGCAGCAUAAGGGUCUGUUACUAUCCGAUGCUGCCCUUAUAACAAACAAAGGUUCAACCAAGAUUGUCAAAGAGUUGGUAGAGACUGAAGAUUUCUUCACAGAGUUUGCACAGUCAAUGAAGAGAAUGGGAGCCAUUGAGGUCCUCACUGGCACAGAUGGUGAGAUUAGGAAGCAUUGCUGGGCUGUUAAUUCGUAAAUUCAAUGUUUUUAUUUUUUAUUUUUAUUAUUAUUCUCUGUGUGUGUGUGUGUGUGUGUGUUCUUGUUUUUUUAAAUUUGGGGUUUCGGAUUUUUAAUGAAUAAAAAUGCAUUCUAUGAAGUGGCCGGGUUUGGUACUGGGUUCAUUUUUGUUCGCCAUUAUGAUAAAAUGGAGGUGCUGUUCGAUAUGAACCUGUGAAUUAAUGUAGAUGCAUAUGUGAUGAGUUGAUGUAAUAUUAUUGGAACUGGUUCAGUGAUAUUCA
Molecule: messenger RNA, 1318 nt
Organism: Ziziphus jujuba (common jujube)
Lineage: Eukaryota; Viridiplantae; Streptophyta; Magnoliopsida; Rosales; Rhamnaceae
Product: peroxidase 3
Exons: 4
Coding region: 85-1056 (323 amino acids)
Biological process (GO): response to oxidative stress; hydrogen peroxide catabolic process
Cellular component (GO): plasmodesma; plant-type cell wall
Molecular function (GO): peroxidase activity; heme binding
Source: RefSeq, a predicted model, not a curated record